UCCUAUAAUCGAAAUGCAAUGCACAAACCAUUUUUCCUUAACACGCUCGUAAACGGAAAUCAGCUUAGUUAUGCCGUAUCCAAUAACCUUAGCCGCACCAUCAGCAUCAACAAUAUUCCCCUCCGUAAUCGCGCCAGAUUGUGGUCCAGCCUUCUCCCUCGCUCCGCCCAAGGUGGGCUCGGUUCUGAAACUGUCUCACUUGAAGAGCCCGAAGCACACAAAUCUGGUCCUAGCUUAGACCCGUUCGCUCUCGUACACUCGAUCCGAGAAUGUGCCAAUUUGGGUUGGUUUAUGUAUGGUGAGCAGCUUCAUUGUCAUGUUCUGAAAUCUGGCUGGGCUUCCGAUGUAUUUGUUUCUAGUGCCAUGAUCAGUUUCUAUGUGAAGUUUGAGGCUAUCAUUGAUGCUCACAGGGUGUUCGUUGAAAUUCCUGAACCAAGUAUAGUUUCUUGGAAUACUUUGAUUUCUGGCUACGUGCGUUAUGGGGAGCCUAGUAAAGCUCUGAGCUUGUUCUUUGAGCUAGAAAGGUCUGGACUUUGUGCGGAUUCUUAUACCUUUACACCUGCUUUAUCAGCUUGCGGGCAGUUGAGUUUGCUACGUUUUGGAGAGUCUAUACAUUCCAAGAUCGUGAGGCUUGGUAUGGAUUGUAGUGUAGUUGUUGGAAACUCUUUGAUUGACAUGUAUGGAAAAUGUGGACACCCCAACAGAUCAAUCAGGGUGUUCAAUGGUAUGAUCGCUAAGGACACAAUUUCCUGGAAUUCAGUUAUAGCAGCAAAUGCUCAAAAUAAGAGGCUCGAACAAGCCUUCAUUUUUCUACACCAAAUGCCACAUCCGGAUUCAAUUACCUAUAAUGAGCUAAUAAGUGGAAUUGCUCAGUUUGGUGAGAUCGAAGACGCAAUUGCUCUCUUGUCAAGAAUGCCCAACGCGAACUCAUCUUCAUGGAAUUCUAUCGUAACUUGCUAUGUUAACAGAGGCAGGGGAGACCAAGCUCUAGAGUUUUUUUCUAAAAUGCACUUUAGUGGCAUUAGGAUGGACCAAUUCACAUUUUCAAGCAUUUUAAGUGGUACUGCUAGUGUUGCAGAUAUCACAUGGGGAAGAUUGAUCCAUUGUUGUACAGUGAAGAAUGGGUUGAAUAAAAGUGUAGUUGUUGGAAGUGCUCUUGUUGAUAUGUAUUCUAAAUGUGGGGAUGUGAAUAAGGCCGAGGUUCUGUUUGAGACUCUCCCUAGUAAGAAUUUGGUGACUUGUAAUGCUAUGAUAUCUGGAUAUGCCAAUAAUGGCGACUCAAACAAGGUACUUCGUCUAUUCGAGCGAAUGAAAAAGACCUUAGAUUUACAGCCAGAUGGAAUCACUUUCCUCAAUAUCUUGUCUGCUUGUUGGCACAACAAGGUACCUAUGGAGGUUGCAAAGAAGUACUUUGAGUCAAUGGUGAAGGACUACGGGAUCACGCCCACAGCCGAGCACUGUUCAUCUGUGAUUAGGCUCAUGGGGAGGGAAGGAGAGGUGGAAGGUGGUGAGAAUAUGAUCAAAGAGAUGGGAUUUGAGAAAUGUGCACUAGUUUGGAGAGCUCUAUUGGGAGCUUGUGUGACUUGUGGGGAUAUAAAAGUUGCAGAAGUUGCAGCUGAAAAGGUGAUAGGGUUGGAAGGUGAGAGUGAUUAUGUUUAUGUAUUGAUGUCUAAUGUUUAUGCUUCUUAUAAAAAGUGGAAAGAUGUUAAGGGAAUGAGGAUGUUCAUGAAAGAGAGACAGGUAAUGAAAGGGUGUGGUCAUAGUUGGAUUGAGUCAUUUAGGUCUAAAAAUGUUUUUUAAACUCCGCGUAUAUCCACUGUCUAUUAUUGGCAACUUCACAAGUUUUUCCCCAUCUUGCAACAGUAGCCCAUGAUGGGAAAGAGAUGUUUACAUUCAGAAGAAUUUACAAUCUAAAAUCAGAUCCUUCGGCAUCUUUUAAGUCCAAUGUGCAAUGGAAUUUGAUACCAAGUGCAUAAACUGCAUAUUAUCCUAGACCCAAAACACUAAAUCCUUCCACAUAAUAGCAAUACAUGGGGGAGUGGCUAAACAAUGGAUGGUGUGCUCUCCUUCCUAGAGAGGCCUAGGAGAUGGGGAUCAGGGGAGGUCUUAUUCAGGCUAAGGACAAAGUUUGGGAAAGAAUUGAUAUUAAAUAUGACUCUUUGUCAGCCAUUGUUGGGAUCGGGCAGGAUGCGGGAUCAUCUGAUUUUGGCGAGAACGUGUGGGUUAAUAUUCCCAAUACUCCGUCGAAUGUCUCGUUGUCACGGCGGCCUUCGUUGUGAAACCCAAUCUUGAUGUGAGCUGAGGGGUAGUGAUGUUCCUCCUCGAAUUCAGUCGAGGGGUACAUAUGAUGGAAUGCCCUUCCCUCAAAACAUUUCCAGCCAAAUAUUAUACGUCGUAACUUGUAAAAGUACUGUAAUUGGACUUUGUCGAGAAAGCUGGAUAGAAGAUGCUAAAGAUAUUUGAGGAAAAUGGUUGCAUGUCAGAUAUUAUGGUAUACAGCGUACUCAUUUGUGGGUUAGUGAAAAAGAACGGGAUUGUAAUGAUGUAUUACUUUUGGGGGAAAUGAAAAAACUUGGACCCUCACCUGACAGUAGAACAUGUCAGAUUAUACUCGAGCCAAUCUUGCGAAAUGGACCAGAUUCUCCUCUGAUGCAUAUGCUUAUGAAUAUACAAGAAAAUGACAAAAAGUCGUGAUUUUAAACCUUCUCCUAGAAAGUGGGAGUUGGUACCCAGACGUACUCAAUCGCCCCAUAUUUCCCUUAGAAACAUGUUUCCAUCGUGUGGCAGAGGGGGUUCACUUCCAGUGCACAGCACCCUUUUCUGGGUAAGCCUUCUAUCUCGUACCAUCUAUUUAUUCACCCAUUUUUGCUAACAAACAAAGUACUGUUCAAACAAAAGUAUUUGAUUAAUUUAGGUGUUGUAUGCGUGGAGUUAUUCAAAUUAGAGGAAGCAGGGAGAAUGACAUUUGAUUGGCUAGAGAGAGUGAAAUGGCCUAUUUUCAUCAAUUAGGUGGUGCCUAAUUUUCAUCAAUUAGGUGGCCUAUUUUAACAUAUCUUUUAGCAUUUUGAAAAAUCCAUCCGGGUAUAUGCUAAAGUAACUAAAGCUUGUUAUUUCAACAUUUUCCAUCAAGACAUUUAAGAAUAUGUAUCAAGAUAUAUGUACUGUACUCCAUUUCUAGAUAUGAAAAAUUACCGAAACAAACUAUUAAUAUAUGCCUCUCUUAUUGUCUUGUUUGAUUUCUUUGCUUCAGUAGAGUUGCCCCCAUUUGUAUACUGGAAAGAUCAAAGGCAUUAUUCCCAUGUUAAAAACAUAAACUAUAUGUUUGGCUUUAAGGCAUCUUAACAGCAAUUUCUUACUUGGAAUGUACAAAUAUGAAUUACUUCUAGAGUUCUAGGUUGAGGUGGACAAUAAGUGAAAGAGUUAUUUCCACUUUUAGUCCUCCGACUAUUAUGUCAUUGAUACUUUUGGUACUCGACUUUGAUUUUUUCCAUUUUUAGUCCACGACUAUUGCGCUAGAGACACUUUUGGUACCCGUCUUUGAAAGUUUCCAUAUCUAGUCCUUCAACUUUCAUAAAUUUACACUUUUGGUCCUUAAAAUAUUAUAAUAGUAACAUUUUUAGUCCUCCAUUUAUUGUGUCUAAAUCAUAAUGGGAGGACUAAAAGUGUCAAUUUGACAAUAGUCAGGAGACUAAAUGUGGAAAAUCUUGAAGUCGGGGACUAAAAGUGUCUCUAGCACAAUAGUCGAAGACUAAAAAUGGAAAAAUUAGAAAUCAAGUACCAAAAGUGUCAGUGACAUAAUAGUUGGGGGACUAAAUUUUUAUGUGAACUUUUUUGUGACAAUAGUCAGUGACAAAAGUUCACAAUAGUCCACGACCAUAGUCAGUGACAAAAGUUCACAAUAGUCGUGGACAUCCAAUAUACCAUGCUAUAUUGGACAUUCUUUUCACCUAUUCAGUUUGAGACUAUUAAUUUUUCUCUGCUAUCAUAUUCUCAUGUCUUUUGUGUGCAAGUCCUAUUACCAAAAACUAUUGGUUUUUCUGAACAAAAAAGAGAGUUCUACUGCAGAAAGAAUGAUCAGGAAAGUUUUUGACAUAAAGAGCAUUGCAAUAAUGAUAAGGGUAGUGUUAAUGUUCCCUAUACCUUGACGUGUAGCAAUUAAUCAAGAUUUCAGUAUCGUUGCAAAUGAGCUGCCCCUUUUUCUGAUUCAGAAUCUUUCUUUACAUGUAGAUUGUCGAGUUAAUAUAUUUAUUGACUCCACAUGUUACCAAUAUUUCACCAGUAUCAAACAAGUUGCAUGAGUGUGCUGGCUUCAAUAGGUUCUUAUAUGUGGACUGAUUCCCUGUUAUUGAACUCCAAUUAGUUCUUGCUAACCAAUGCCUAAUUGUAAAUUUGUAAUGCAAUCAUUUUUCCAACGUUACAUGCUAGGCUGGACUGCUGGGGUGUCAAAUAGUCAAUGGACUCUGAAGGUAUAAAAUUUGGAAGAAGUAUGCCUAUGCCAGAUUGAUGUAUUCAUAAGUUGUAUACUUAUGAGAUUGAUCUCUUUUUGAUAGCAUGAUCUUUUUACAGAAAACACUUUUAUCUUUUAUCCUUUUUCAUCAAAGAGAUUGAUUCCGAAAGUCAAACUUUCACUUGCUUUCCAACACAGUCGUGCUUAAAGUAAUCCAUAAAAAAUCCAAUUUUUGCAACUCAUUUUCUUUCACAAUUCCGCAACCAAUUGUGUGCCUGAUGCAGUAUUUAAGGUGGGCUCAUUGAAGUUCAGGUUGUGAUAAUCUUUAUGCAUUAAAUAGAUUUAUAACAAUGCUUUUGUCUGCUUCGUUUUGUUCAACCUAAAAGAUUAGAACUCGUAUGAGUCCACCAUUACUUCCAUGAUUGGAUGUAAUGGUCAUUAUUGCUAACUACUGGUGCCUUAUUUAAUUUUUUAACGAUCCCACCAUCAAGUUUCCCUUUCCUUUAUUUUCAUGGUCUCUAUUGCUAACAAAUGGUGCAUAAUUUAAUUUUUUGGCAGUGUCAUGACAAAUGUAAUGUUGCUCAUUAUUUAAGUUCCUGCUUAAUAAUUAGCGUUUGAAAAUUUUGAAGUUUGUUUAAAUUUUUAAAACAUUAAGUGCUUGUGUUAUUUCAAGUUGCUGUUAGUUACCUAUCAAAUUCUGCACUUCUCCAGCUUGUUAUUCAUAACCAAAAUUUGUUUCCCUAUUACGAACUUCACAUAUUCAUAAUAUUUACCUUUUAUGUUCACUGUUUAUCAGAGCUUCACGGUGAUAGAUUGGUUCGUGAGGUUUAAACCAGUGAUAAAGUGACAGUAGAGCUUCAAUGAUGUUUCUGAUAUCAAGCAAAUCAGUCAAAACUUACCAUAACACUACCAGCUCUAACAUAACCUAUUAGCUACCCAUGUCUUUCCCCAUGUCUUUUCAUUAUUCUUGUUUUUUUAUCAAAUUGUUUUUACUUAUAAAAACUUGACCUUUUCAUGAAGUGUCAUUUGACUUGAUAAGAAUUAAUGCGAUCAUGGUCAUGGUGUAUAUGAUUGUGUUUACAAAGUCUAAAUAUAAUUUAGAAAGUUAAUUAUAUCUCAUUUUCAUUUUGAAAUUUCCAAGUUAAAAUCAAACAUAAAAACUUAUUUUCAUUAGCAUUUGUUUUUUGCUCCCUAAUCAUUUCGGGCAUUUACCAUACAGAUUUCUCAGGUGGUUUGAGGUGGUUUGAGAUCUGAUCAUCUGGAUGAGAGUUUAAUUUACAGUUUCUAAUGAGCAGGUUCAAUAUCCAAGGGUUCUUAUAGUUUCAGAAUUUGGGACUGACAAGGACCAAGCUAUACUUUAUGAUGGUGCAAGGACUACCUCUGGGAAGUUACUCACUGUUUUCUUUCACUUGGUACAAGUGUACAACAUUUUUAAGUAGGGUUGUAUGUCAUUUUAUUAGAUUUCGAAUACUCAUAUUGUGAACAUAUACUCUGCCGAUGUACUUAUAUAAGAUUUCAUGAAAAAAAUAAGAAUUUUAUUUGUGGCAUUGCUAUCUGACA
This is a messenger RNA of Cuscuta epithymum, 6007 nucleotides long. The record is from the annotation of a GenBank genome assembly. Lineage: Eukaryota; Viridiplantae; Streptophyta; Magnoliopsida; Solanales; Convolvulaceae.